AUGUCACCUAGAAAAGUCACUGAAUCAAGCAUGAUCAGUCUUUUCCAAGAAGCAUCAGUAUCUAACAAAGAUUCAGUUUCAGCCUCAGAUAUUAUUACGAUUAAUUAUUCAACUACCAAAAAACCACAAUUCAUCGAACAACAACAAGAUAAAUCGAUUCAUGAUAAAAGUAAUUCAACAACAACCUCAACUGCACCAUCAUCAUCAAAAGUUAGAAAUAAAUCAACAACAACCUCAACUGCACCAUCAUCAAAAGUUAGAAAUAAAUCAACAACAACAUCAUCAACCUCAACUGCACCAUCAUCAAAAGUUAGAAAUAAAUCAACAACAUCAUCAUCAACCUCAACUGCACCAUCAUCAUCAAAAGUUAGAAAUAAAUCAACAACAACCUCAACUGCAUCAUCAUCAUCAAAAGUUAGAAAUAAAUCAACAACAACCUCAACUGCACCAUCAUCAAAAGUUAGAAAUAAAUCAACAACAACCUCAACUGCACCAUCAUCAAAAGUUAGAAAUAAAUCAACAACAACCUCAACUGCACCAUCAUCAAAAGUUAGAAAUAAAUCAACAACAACCUCAACUGCACCAUCAUCAAAAGUUAGAAAUAAAUCAACAACAACCUCAACUGCACCAUCAUCAAAAGUUAGAAAUAAAUCAACAACAACCUCAACUGCACCAUCAUCAAAAGUUAGAAAUAAAUCAACAACAACCUCAACUGCACCAUCAUCAAAAGUUAGAAAUAAAUCAACAACAACCUCAACUGCACCAUCAUCAAAAGUUAGAAAUAAAUCAACAACAACCUCAACUGCACCAUCAUCAAAAGUUAGAAAUAAAUCAACAACAACCUCAACUGCACCAUCAUCAAAAGUUAGAAAUAAAUCAACAACAACCUCAACUGCACCAUCAUCAAAAGUUAGAAAUAAAUCAACAACAACCUCAACUGCACCAUCAUCAAAAGUUAGAAAUAAAUCAACAACAACCUCAACUGCACCAUCAUCAAAAGUUAGAAAUAAAUCAACAACAACCUCAACUGCACCAUCAUCAAAAGUUAGAAAUAAAUCAACAACAACCUCAACUGCACCAUCAUCAAAAGUUAGAAAUAAAUCAACAACAACCUCAACUGCACCAUCAUCAAAAGUUAGAAAUAAAUCAACAACAACCUCAACUGCACCAUCAUCAAAAGUUAGAAAUAAAUCAACAACAACCUCAACUGCACCAUCAUCAAAAGUUAGAAAUAAAUCAACAUCAACCUCAACUGCACCAUCAUCAAAAGUUAGAAAUAAAUCAACAACAACCUCAACUGCACCAUCAUCAAAAGUUAGAAAUAAAUCAACAACAACCUCAACUGCAUCAUCAUCAUCAAAAGUUAGAAAUAAAUCAACAACAACCUCAACUGCACCAUCAUCAAAAGUUAGAAAUAAAUCAACAACAACCUCAACUGCACCAUCAUCAAAAGUUAGAAAUAAAUCAACAACAACCUCAACUGCAUCAUCAUCAUCAAAAGUUAGAAAUAAAUCAACAACAACCUCAUCAACCUCAACUGCACCAUCAUCAUCAAAAGUUAGAAAUAAAUCAACUUCAACCUCAACUGCACCAUCAUCAAAAGUUAGAAAUAAAUCAACUUCAACCUCAACUGCACCAUCAUCAAAAGUUAGAAAUAAAUCAACAACAACCUCAACUGCACCAUCAUCAAAAGUUAGAAAUAAAUCAACAUCAACCUCAACUGCACCAUCAUCAAAAGUUAGAAAUAAAUCAACAUCAACAUCAUCAACCUCAACUGCAUCAUCAUCAUCAAAAGUUAGAAAUAAAUCAACUUCAACCUCAACUGCACCAUCAUCAAAAGUUAGAAAUAAAUCAACAACAACAUCAUCAACUACAAAUGACCAUACAAAUAAUUCCAAAACUUUCACGAAUUUUUUCAUCAAAAUUCAUCAUUUAUAUAAUUUCAAUGAAACAUGGCGUUUAAUACUUGCCGAGUUAGCUAAAACAAAUCCGAAGUUGAAAAAAGUACUUUCCUUCAUUAAGAACAUAGAUUCAAAAACUGCCACUACAAAUGAAGAACAAGAAGUAGAUGAAGAUAAAGCUAUUCAACAAAAAUUAGCUUUUGAACUUGAAAGAAAAAGCUUAUUUAAAUAUGAUGAUACUCCAAUAUUCAUAAAUGGUGAGAUGAAAGAUUAUCAAAUUGAUGGCUUGAAUUGGAUGGUAUCUUUAGAUGAUAAUAAUAUAUCUGGUAUAUUAGGAGAUGAAAUGGGUUUGGGCAAAACCUUGCAAACCAUUGCGUUUAUGGGUCAUCUUAAAUAUAAUGGGAACAAUGAUGGUCCUCAUUUAGUUAUUGCUCCAACUUCGGUAGUUAAUAGUUGGCAAUUGGAAUUCAAUAAGUGGUUACAAGAUUUUAAAAUCAUUGUUUUGACAGGGAAUAAAGAAGAGAGAGCAAAAAUUAUGGAGAAGAUUUUAAAAUAUGAGUUUGAUGUACUUAUAGUAUCUUAUGAAAUUUUUUUAAGAGAUGUAAAUUUUUUGACAUCAAUCCAAUUCACUUACACAAUAUUGGACGAAGCUCAUAGACUAAAAAAUGAAAAAAGUAUAACAAGAAACCAAAUCAAUCUUCUACAAUCAAAAUCUAAAAUAUUAAUUAGUGGAACUCCAUUGCAGAAUAAUAUCGAAGAAUUAUGGUCAUUAGUAAGAUUUAUCAUCCCAGAUAUAUUUGAUGAGAAGGAAGACUUAAAUAAGUGGAUUAAUAAUCAAGUUACAAAUUCAGAUCCUUUACAAAAAUCAAUAGAAUUGUUAAAGCCCAUUUUAUUGAGAAGAUCAAAACAAAAAGUCUCAACACCAUUACCAACUAAAAAAGAAAUAAUAAUUUUCACCAAAUUAACUUCAUUACAAAAAAACUUGUAUGAAGCAAUAUUAAAAAAAGAUUAUGAGACAAUCAAUUCAAACAAUCAUAAUACUUUGAAAACAAGGUUGACAAAUAUAAGUAUGCAAUUACGAAAAUGUUGUAAUCAUCCUUAUUUAUUUGAUGGAGCAGAACCAGGUCCUCCAUACACAACUGAUGAACAUUUAAUUAAUAAUUGUGGUAAAAUGAUUUUAUUGGAUAAAAUGUUAAAAAAAUUUAAAAAUGAAGGUUCAAGAGUGUUAAUGUUUUCACAAAUGUCAAGAGUUUUAGAUAUUUUAGAAGAUUAUUGCAAUUUUAGGGAGUAUGAAUAUUGUAGAAUAGAUGGUUCAACUUCAUAUGAAGAUCGUAUUGAAGCAAUUGAUGAUUAUAAUGAUCCAAAUUCAUCCAAAUUUUUAUUUUUAUUAACAACAAGAGCUGGUGGUUUAGGUAUAAAUUUAACUUCAGCAGAUAUAGUUGUAUUAUAUGAUUCAGAUUGGAAUCCACAAGCUGAUUUACAAGCAAUGGAUAGAGCUCAUCGAAUUGGUCAAACAAAACAAGUUAAAGUAUUCAGAUUAAUAACUGAGAACUCAGUAGAAACUGAAUUACUAAAAAGUGCUACAAGGAAAGCACAAUUAAAUAAAUUUGUUUAUAAGAAUGGAGAUGGUGAAAAAGAAGAUAUUGAUUUGAAUAAUUCUGGUAUUAUAAAUGUAGCCAAGGAUCAUAAAGUGCAAGAAGAUGAUAUAGAAGAGAUUUUAAGAGCUGCUGAAAUACAAACAAGUAAUUAUCAAUCAAAAACCUCAAAUAUUACAUUCGCUGAAGCUCAAAUCCCAACAAAAACUGAUGUUUAUAUUUGGAAAGGUCAAAACUUCAAAGAAAGAAAGAGAAAAAUUGAAGAUGAUGUUGAGAUAUUAACAUAUAAAAGACCAAGAAGAUAA
Lodderomyces jiufengensis is the source of this 3801-nucleotide messenger RNA. RefSeq lists its product as uncharacterized. The record is from RefSeq and is a predicted model, not a curated record. Lineage: Eukaryota; Fungi; Ascomycota; Pichiomycetes; Serinales; Debaryomycetaceae. Gene Ontology annotation, molecular function: DNA binding; histone binding; ATP binding. The coding region runs from base 1 to 3801 and encodes 1266 amino acids. The transcript has a single exon. Gene Ontology annotation, cellular component: chromatin; nucleus. Gene Ontology annotation, biological process: nucleosome organization; regulation of transcription by RNA polymerase II.